CCCCGCCCCCGCCGCUCCUCUUCUUAUCGUGUGACCUCCGCAAUCCUCAGUUGAAGCGCCUGCGCUGACGCCUUCCACUUCCACUGCGGCGGGAGCCUUCUCCUCCGCUUAGCCUUAGCGCCCAGCCAAAGGACAAGUCUGCGGGCGAGCGCGAUAGAUAGACCGAGCGAAACCGAUCCGAGACACCAUCAAAACGAGCGGAAAAAUCAGUCCAGACGCGCGUUAGAGUCGCCAAAGCUUAUCGCUCCACUCCACUCCCCUCCCCGCCGCAACCCGCAGCCUUUGGUUCCGGUUAUAUAACGCGGCUGCGUGCUCUGCUUCCUCCGGUUUGCUCUGCAUCCUCCUGUGCUCGUCCACAAGAUUAACAAGCAAGCCACGCGAAAUAUAAACACACGCGCUCUAGAACCUGUAGCUAGCUGCACCAACGUAGACGCUAGCGCCGUCACUCGUAGUCGUGCCGCUUUUUUGUGGUAAUCUGCAGCACUUGCUGAGACAGGUAGCUUUGCUUGCUAUAGGCUAGUGUCACUUGCCCAGGACAAGCAGGGGAGACAUGGCACUGACAGUGUUCGAGACCACCGAGCAGCAGCUCCUCCCGUGCCAGCAGGCCGUCGAGCAGGGCGCUGGAGAUGGUGGCAACGGCAAGGCCGCAGCUGCUGGCGCCGAGAAGGCUGCUGCCGUCAUGCUCAAGGAGACGGACCACGGCGGCGACGGCGACCGGCCGGAGAGGGACGACAUAUGGAACAUGAUCCAGGCGCAGAAGCCGGCGCCGCCUGCCGUGCCCAGGCAGGCGCAGGCGCAGGCGCCGUACGUGCACCCGCUCGUGCGCCGCUCGUCCAGCCUGCUGACGCAGAAGAGCCUGGAGAUCUGCACCGAGAGCCUCGGCUCGGAGACAGGCUCGGACGGCUUCUCCGACACCGACGGCUCCGCCACCGACCGCUCGUGCCCGGGCUCCGACGACGAGCGCGGCGGGGAGGAGGUGGCACCGCGCGCGACACCGCCCAGGGCGUUCCCGCCGCCGCUGCCGUCGCUGGCGCGCCGCAAGGUGGAGUCCACCAUGGAGAUGCGGCAGGAACGCCAGGACGGCCGCCUGCUCGUCAGGGUCGUCCCCGUGGCGUCGUCCACGCUGUUCCGCGCGCAGCGCCGCGGCGGGCGCCUGCUCCUGUCGUUCGCGGACACGGCCGCGCCCCCCGCCCCCGCCUCGGACGAGGUGGACAGGAGCCGCGCCCAGCCGGAGACCGAGCCGCAGCAGGCCGACGAGGAGGACGAGGAGGAUGAGGUCGAGGUCGUGGACAGGGGAACCGUCGUCGAGGUGAAGGUGAGCGCGCAGCCGCAGGCGCGCAGCGGGAGCGGCCCGCGGGUGCACCGCUCCGCGCUCGUCAUCAACAAGUUCGUGGGCGCCGAGCCGGUCACACCCUGCGAGAUCGACGACAGCGCCACAGCCCCGAAGCGCUCCACUGGGUCCACCACCACGGCGGUCGCGGCCCUGGCAGCGGCCUCGGCGCUGAGCGCGACCGCCGCGCCGCCGAACAAUGGCGACGACGCCGUCCCCGGCGCCACGUGCGGCGAGAACAAACUCCUGAUGACGGCGAAGCGGCACAGCAGCAAGGAGGAGCUGAUGAAGCACAUGCGCCGGUGCAGCGGGCAGCUCAGCCCGUCGCUUUUCGUUUGGGAGGGGUGCAUCGCGACCUCCUCCUGAACGCCGCGCCGCACUCUCCGGGCGGGUCCACGCGGCCGCCAUCGCCGAUCAGUUCCAUUCCAUGCAUGCUUUCAACGAGUGCUAUCUGUUUGUUUGCAGCAGCCGCUGCUGGUGUAACGUCGUCGUCCGUAACGUAAUGCUGUCGUUGUUACUAGUAAGUGAUGAUCGUCACGUGAUUGGUUUAGCCGUGUAUGUGUGUGAGAUCAGGUGAGGAGGGACAGAGAGGUAGCCCAAUUGGUUUGGCAUGUCACCUUGCAUGCCCUGCUUGUUGUAUCUACUACUACUACUAGUGCCAUUUGCAUUUGCAUGCUGCUGCUACUACUAGUGACCGUUGUUUAUGAAUAAUAUGAACUCUCUAUGACCUAAUGACUGUGUUUUCUUA
This is a messenger RNA of Sorghum bicolor (sorghum), 2078 nucleotides long. Its product is annotated as protein FANTASTIC FOUR 3. The transcript has a single exon. The record is from RefSeq and is a predicted model, not a curated record. The coding region runs from base 551 to 1696 and encodes 381 amino acids. Lineage: Eukaryota; Viridiplantae; Streptophyta; Magnoliopsida; Poales; Poaceae.